ACAAUAUGACCACAAAACGAGCCACAACUUAUGGUCAUCAUACCCAACAUCAACAGCGUCGGCCACCUGACGUCGAAGAGGCCUUGUCUUCCAUGUUGUGGACCCCAUAUGAGCGUGCCUCCAUUACGGAUACCUCUUCGGAUGAUGAAGAUGAGCUAUUGAAUCGUCACCAACAGCUGAGAAAAUCCAAAAGUCAAUAUGAUUAUACCAGCAUACCGACAAUACCGCCACCGUCUCCCACGCCCACAGCAACACCGUUGAUGCUGCCGGCCACAGCAAACAUUGUGGCCUACAUACCGACACCGACACAUCAAGUUGUAACACUGCCGCCGGGCGUAGCAACAAGUACUUAUUAUGCGGCCACAGCCGAAGAUAUAUGUGAUGCAUCUGUAACUACACCGUUAGUGCCUUUGUCCAGUCUUAUUUUGGAUGCCGGUAACGGUCACUUAACUACCAUGGCCGCAGCGGCCGAUGAUAUACUGGCCAGUUCCAAUUCCACCGUUAUUGCGGUAGCUGUCAAUGAUGCACCACACACUCCAUGCUACACUCCUGCUCCUGUUCCAGUCCUGUCCACGACUAAUGACAGUACAUUAGCCAACGAUAUGAGUUCCUCAUUUGCAGCAUCGUUAGAAAAUCAUAAAAAUCGUUUUUCUUUCACUUCCUAUGGUCGCAUAACGGGUCUAAACAAAUGGUGGCCAACGUCGCACUCUGCAAAUAGUAAUAAUGCUACUCCAACACUACCACCCCCACAACCAAUAUCCUCUUCGUCGUUGUGCUCAUCACCAUUAGCUGAAGCGACUGUGUUGAGCCCAUCUGGUAUUGGCUCAUCAACAGCCACAACUACCUUGGCCGUGUCUGUCGCACCAGCUGAGCCCAAGGAACCACCCUCCUAUGACUCACUCUAUUCGAAGGCCCAACAGAGGCAGCAACGACGGCUACAUCGUCAUGCCGCCACAUCACGUCAACGCGCUAAACAUUUGAAUAUUUUCAAGCCGGUACUGGAGACAUUAAAAGCAAAUGUGUCAACAAUUACACAGGGUCGUUUUGCCAGCAUAUCAUCAUCGUCGUCCUCCUCCUCGUCCUCGGCAGCGUUGUUGUCGCGACCGGAUAAUCGUAGUCGUCUAAAUGCUAACAACAAUCCCAGCAAUCAUAAUAUCCGCCGUAGUAAUAUGCCAAACAACAGCCUUGGCCACGGCAAUAAUCCUUGUAACAGCAUCACGGGUGCGGAUGUUAGUCCCGACACCACAGAGACACAUUUGGUACAUUCAUUUACAGAUGAUUUUCUAACCGAGCACUCUGCAACCACACGACGACAACAGCAACAUGUUGCUGUGAAAAAUGUUGACAAUCAACAUAUUGUGAAUACAUUGAACAAUAACAACAAUAAUAAUAAUAACAUUGUCAGCUGUUCCAUAACCUCAAUUGACGAGAGCACAGAACCUGCAGUACAAGAAAAACUACAAAAACAACUACAACAACAAAGUGAUAAUGAAGCUGACGCCACUUCAAUGGUGAGUCAUCGCACAAAUCAGCUGUGUGCCAGCGACGACGAACACGAUCAAAACACAGGCGAAGCAAAAACAGCGACAACUACUACGAAGAGCAUAUCACAACAAACCGAUGGUGAACUGCUACUACUGGAAGAGCAAGAGCAAACGGAAAAUAAACAAAACAAUAAUUUUAUUUUCAAUUCAAUGCAGCAGCGACCCCACCACCAUCAACAACAACAACAAAUGUAUGACUGCAACGAAGUCGACGACGAAUUUUACGAUCAAAGUAUAGAGUGUGAUAAAAUGAACCCCAUGGAAAUGAAUGGCUACAGAGAACCGAGAGAGUUCAUGUAUUCCGUAUAUUGUCACACAAGCCUUCCGACAGCACCAAUGUGGAGAGCCAUGCCACCGUACGAGACCUCGGCAGCACCAGCGAUCAGUUUGACGCGUUCAUUUGGGGUAAACACAACAGCGUACGGAAGAAAUUUAACGGAGUCAUCGUUGUCGUCGUCGGUUUAUCAUAACAACAGCACCACAGUUACGGAUACGUUUAAAACUAGUUUCGAAAGAUCGCCAGCCACAACAACAACGACAUCUAAGAGUUGUGAUAGUACAACAACAACGACGUAUAAUUUAACACCCAAUAAAUGUUUGGCAGAAUUGGAACGUUUAUAUGCGGAAUUUCGGGCCAGUGAAAGUUUAAGAGAGAAGCGUCUGCGCGAAUUGGAAUCUCGAAAGACAAACGGAGACGACGGGGGCGUCGCUACCGGUGACAAUAACGACGCAUGCGAAACCACAGCGGGACAACGGUUAUCGUCGGUCGUCGAUACUAACGAAAAUAACGCAAAUAUGCGUCUCAAUGUGCCCGCCUCCACAAACUCCUCGCCCGGUGGCGCUGUGGAGGAGGCGAUCAAAUCAAGUGAUACCACCAAAAUUAAUCCAAGUACCAGCAGUGUAUUCCUAACAACAACAAAUAGUGUUACAGCUUUAACGAAUCCGUGUCAGCGUACACCGAGUCUAACUAUACAAGUGAAUCAGAAUACAAAUACAAGUUCAAAUAUCUCCAAUAAGAAUACGAAAAAUAAUAACAACAACCACAACAAUAAUAAUAAUAGUAGUAGUGUAGGUGAAAUUAUCCUAAAUCAGGCCAUAGUGAAUGCAACAACGGCCACAGCAGCCAGCAACAACAACAAAAAUGGUGUUAGUGUGAUAAAUUGUAAUUAUGUAAAUAAUAACAACAACAAAAGCAACAACAACAAAAGUAUUACAAAUCUUUGCGAUAGUGCUAGUGUUAAUAAUUCUCAAAAUAGUUCAGUGCCUAAUUUGUUGAAAAAUAAUGAAAAUCAGAAUAAUAAUACCAAUCAUAAUUCCGAAAAUCCCCUUACAACGGGCAGUGUUAAUGUCAUUCAAGUCAAUGGUACCAAUAUCACCGCACCGCCAUCACGCACCUUUACCUCAACCGAAUGUCAAACGGAUGAUGUUGCCGGUGUACAGUUGAGAUCACCUCGUACCCAAUGUAAUGCCACACAAUCGGGCAACCCCUCAUCCACUAUAACCAACAGUCGUGAUCGUGAUCAACGUCGUCGUGAAAGACGUGAACGACGUCAUUUGCAUCACACCGCCUCAAUGAUGGUGGCACCCACCCACUCCCAUCAUACCGGACGCCAUAACCAUUUGGAUCGUCAUUCAAUGCCCGCCCCACCAUUACCACCCAUUCUACAUCCACCACAUAUGCAUCCGGGAUUAACAAAUCAUCAUCCACAUCCCCAUAAUGUUGCCAUGAUGAGACCUAUGCUGCCUGAUAUAUUACAUAAUCAUUUUCCGCCACCAUAUAGUGCUCUGCCGUCACAGGCAUCGGGAGCGUUACCGCCUGCAAUGGGUGGCGUCAGUGCCAGUAUGUCAAAUCAUCCAAACGGCCCGGCUUUAACACAAUUUGCCCAUGGUUGUCCGCCACCACCACCACCCCCGGGGGUGACAAUAUUGGGUCCUCCACCACCGCCACCACCAGCCGGUACAACAAUGUUGACAUCGGUUAUAUCGACGGUGCCAAUACCGGGAGCUACACCCAUCGUUAAUGAUGGCCGAUUUUCACUACCAUUGCCGAUAAUAAGAAGAAAAGCCCAAAGUUUUCUCUUAACUUCAUUAAGUUCGAAAAAAACCGACAACAAAAUCAGCGGCAACAACCCCUUUAUUAGCAAUUUAGAAAGGAGUAAGGUAACAUGGAUGCUGUUUGCUAUGGCUGCCGUGCAAAUGGCAAACGUCAAGCAGCUAAUCCAACCUGUAACCAUUUCAUAUUCGCCUCACAACAACAAUAAUGGUAUAAAGAAGCUGAAGAAGUCAAACCUAUAA
Messenger RNA from Musca vetustissima, 3839 nucleotides. Its product is annotated as probable serine/threonine-protein kinase DDB_G0267686. The transcript is spliced from 4 exons. The record is from RefSeq and is a predicted model, not a curated record. NCBI's taxonomy places the organism in Eukaryota, Metazoa, Arthropoda, Insecta, Diptera, Muscidae. The coding region runs from base 6 to 3839 and encodes 1277 amino acids.